AUGAGAGUUAAUUCUAUAUCAGGCGUUGUCGUCGCAGCCGCCAGCACAGUCGCAGCUCACGGCUAUAUUGAUCGAUGGACGAUCGCCGACAAGAAUUACACCGGAUACAACCCAAGUAUCGCGCCGUGGGUAUUCGAUCAAGGCAGUAUCAGCUGGAGAGCGUGGAAUACCGAUACAGGGCCUGUAUAUAGCAGCAACCUCAACACUUCGGACAUCAACUGCUCGAUCAACGCAACGAACGCUCAGAUAGAUGCGCUGCCCGUCGAGGCUGGUGGUGUUGUAAACUUGCACUGGACGGAGUUCCACGUUUCCCACCACGGUCCUAUUUUCUCGUACCUAGCUGCUUGCAACGGAGAUUGCGCAACGGUAGAUAAGACGCAGCUCAAAUGGUUCAAGAUCGCGGAAUUAGGUCAGACCUCGUAUGGUGUGGGCGGUGGCACUACAGGCGAGUGGGCAGUCGACAAGCUGCGCGCAAAUGAUGGCAACUGGGCUGUCACUAUCCCGUCCUCUAUCGUUGCUGGCAACUAUGUGUUCCGGAACGAGAUCCUCGCGCUCCAUUCAGCGUAUGAUGUUGGAGGUGCUCAGUUUUAUCCUCAGUGCGCCAAUAUUCGGAUUACUGGUAGUGGGAGUGUGGUUCCUUCUGGUGUAGUAGGAACAGAGCUCUAUGAUGAGAAUGAUCCAGGUGUGCAUUAUGGUAUCUAUAACGAUGAGGCGAAGCCGGUAUAUGUGCUGCCUGGGCCUCCGUUAUUUACUGGAUGA
Glarea lozoyensis ATCC 20868 is the source of this 759-nucleotide messenger RNA. RefSeq lists its product as uncharacterized. NCBI's taxonomy places the organism in Eukaryota, Fungi, Ascomycota, Leotiomycetes, Helotiales, Helotiaceae. The record is from RefSeq and is a predicted model, not a curated record. The transcript is spliced from 2 exons. Bases 1 to 759 code for a protein of 252 amino acids.